AAAACAAGAAAGAGAACAAGGAUCGGAUAGUUGUUAUAAAACAAAUUCCUUCCCCUGGGGUAUUUGUGUAUGUCACAUUAAGUCCUUCUGAGUACAAGGAAAAAUAAGUUAUUCCCUACAGUUUUAUUUAAGGGCAGAAGGUAGCCUCUAGCUUCAACUUUAGAUUCUGGGUAGAUCACAUUGACAAGAAAAAAUGAAUGGCACAGUUCUCUCAGCUGAUGGAGAAGCUCAACUAUCAGAUACUGGUAGCAAACGAGGCGGUUGGAUAACCUUUCCCUUCAUUGUUGGAGCUGUUGCAGGCUCGGCUCUUUGUGGUGCAGGAUGGAUUUCGAACUUGAUUGUGUAUCUGAUUCAGGAAUUUAAUAUGAAGCGCAUUGAUGCUGCUCAGGUUUCAAAUAUGGUUUCUGGUUUUACAAAUCUAUUCCCGCUUAUUGGUGCAAUCAUAGCUGACUCAUUCCUUGGAUGUUUCGCUGUCGUGUUACUUUUCUCCAGCAUCUCGUUAAUGGGCAUGGUUCUUCUGGUUUUAACUGCAACCCUUGGUUACUUAAAGCCUGAACCAUGUGAAAUUGGAUCUACUUCAUCAUGCACUGGUGGCCCGUCGAAAUCUCAGUUUCUAGCGCUAUAUGCAGGCAUAUUUCUAGCAGCCAUUGGCCUGGGUGGUACAUCCUUCACUAUUGCAACAGUUGGAGCAAAUCAAUUCAAAAAGGCCAAGGAUAGAGCGACUUUCUUCAACUGGUUUUUCUUCACUUUAUAUGUUUCUGCUACGGUGAGCUCUACUGUAAUUGUAUACAUUGAGGAUAACGUGAGUUGGGGCUUAGGCUUUGGGGUUUGUCUUGCUGCUAAUGUAAUUGGAUUAGCCACUUUUAUUUCGGGAAAGCGGUUUUAUCACCGCGUUAGACCUCAAGGGAGUCCAUUCAAGGAUAUUGUUCGUGUUAUUGUUGCUGCUAUUAGGAAGAGGAAGGUUGUCAUCUCAUCUGAAAGCGAGGAUUAUUACCACAAACAUGAUGAAACAUUGAGUGUGGAAUCCAGAAAACCUAAAGACAGCUUCAGGUUUUUAAAUGCUGCAGCAUUGAUAACUGAAGGAGAUAUAAAACCAGAUGGCUCAAUUUUAAAACCAUGGAGGCUAUGCUCAGUGCAACAAGUAGAAAAUCUCAAAGUCAUAAUCAGAAUUUUCCCACUAUGGUCAAGCAGCAUCUUCUUGAGCACCCCAAUUGCAAUCCUAUUAAGUCUCACUGUGCUUCAAGCUCUAACCAUGGACCGUAAUAUUGGCCAAAACUUCAAAAUCCCAGCUGGGUCCUUUCCUGUUUUUGUUCUGUUUUCCACUUCAGUAUCUCUCCUCCUCAUCGAUAGGCUCCUCUUUCCCAUGUGGCACAAAUGUACCCAUCGAUACCCAACUCCUCUCCAUCGAAUAGGAGUAGGACAUGUGUUGAAUGUGUUCAGCAUGAUAGUAGCAGCACUGGUUGAAUCAAAGAGGCUCAAAAUAGCUCACAGCCACAAUGUCCAAGCCAUGUCUGGAUCUAACACAGUGCCAAUUAUGGCAUGGUGGCUAUUUCCACAACUAGUUCUGGUUGGCAUCGGAGAAGCAUUUCAUUUUCCCGGACAAGUUGCAUUGUACUAUCAAGAGUUUCCUCUGCCUCUCAAGAGCACAGGGACCACGCUGAUUUCUCUGAUAAUUGGAAUUAGUUUUUACUUGAGCACGGCUUUGAUUGAUCUACUUAGAAGGAUUUCAAGUUGGCUACCAGAUGACAUAAACAAUGGGAGACUUGAUAAUGUUUUCUGGACUCUAGUUGUGGUGGGAGUUCUCAAUUUCGGAUACUAUUUAAUCUGCUCGAGUUUGUACAAAUAUCAGAAUGUUGAAAAAGAGGUCGAGGAUGUUUAUAUUUCUGAGCAGUGAUGAUGAUGAUGGUAUGAUCAAAGCAGUACAUGCCUGUCUUGAUGUAAGAUGUAUAAGCCAUGUAUCUCAACAUCUUACUUGUAUUUCUGUAGAACUUGUUACAAGACUCGUAUUAUUAUAGUUUUUGUAGAUAUCUAUAGAUGGACUAUUUGUCUAUUGAUACUCUAUAGUGUCGGAGUUAGAAUUGUCUGUUAAUACUUUGUAUUUGUAUAAAACAUAUUA
Carica papaya (papaya) is the source of this 2116-nucleotide messenger RNA. RefSeq names its product protein NRT1/ PTR FAMILY 2.7-like. The record is from RefSeq and is a predicted model, not a curated record. Gene Ontology annotation, biological process: transmembrane transport; oligopeptide transport. Gene Ontology annotation, cellular component: membrane. NCBI's taxonomy places the organism in Eukaryota, Viridiplantae, Streptophyta, Magnoliopsida, Brassicales, Caricaceae. Gene Ontology annotation, molecular function: transmembrane transporter activity.